Symbiodinium sp. CCMP2456 is the source of this 477-nucleotide messenger RNA. NCBI's taxonomy places the organism in Eukaryota, Dinophyceae, Suessiales, Symbiodiniaceae. The record is from the annotation of a GenBank genome assembly.
AUGGACCAGAAAGAGAUCAACCAGGCCGAAUGGCGGAAUUCGGAUAACUGGUACUUCGGCAUCUACAACAGCCCUCGAGAUACCCGCGUAUGGGUCGCAAAGCGGAUCCCAUGGACCGGCUGGACGCUGAACUUCGCCCACCGCGCGGCGUGGAUCUGGACCUUUGGCGUUGUUGUGCCUGCUUUCGUGGUUGCCUUUGUCGUAACUGCGGCGUUCGAGCAGUUCGCUCGGCGCCGUUUCGCGAUCGACCUGGAUGCGGCUCGCGGCGGCGUAGCUGCGUUUGCCGAGCUCACGGUAGUUGAGCAGCGCAUCCUUGCCGCCGAGGUGCUUGUUGCGCGCCGCGAUGUCGGGGAAGACGCCGGUCCAGAAGAGCGUGAAGUCGCCGAUGUGGCGGUGGAGCUGCCGCUUGGCGGGGCCGCGCCGGGCCUCGGCCUCGGCGAGCAUGUCGGCCACCUGCGUGAGGCGUUCGCCCCGCAC